Messenger RNA from Magallana angulata, 3118 nucleotides. RefSeq lists its product as uncharacterized. Gene Ontology annotation, molecular function: nucleic acid binding; 3'-5'-DNA exonuclease activity. Lineage: Eukaryota; Metazoa; Mollusca; Bivalvia; Ostreida; Ostreidae. Bases 285 to 2921 code for a protein of 878 amino acids. Gene Ontology annotation, biological process: DNA catabolic process. The record is from RefSeq and is a predicted model, not a curated record. Gene Ontology annotation, cellular component: cytoplasm. The transcript is spliced from 8 exons.
CCGAGCUAGUUCGCGUUUUCGAUCUCAUUGCGCAGCUCGAAUGGUUUCCGGUUGGCGUUUUGCUCUCGCUUUCGUAAUAUGUAGAAUAGAUGGAGUUUAAUCUAAACGUAAAUAAUUACUUUCUUUUAAACAUAAAAUAAAUUAAUAUUGCAUAUUUUUAGCAGUUUAACCUAGUUUGACACAACGAAUUAAUUUACGACUUCUUCAAGUUCUUGUCACUUUACGGCAUUGUUUACAUUGACACCAGACGACUGUCAGACAGGCCGUCGAUCUUCGACUCGAAGAUGGUUAACAGAACGAAAAAAGGAAGGUUUUUAAAACCGACACAGGUUGCACGUUAUAAUCAGCAAUUGAAAAAUUUACACAAAUCAAGUGAAGAAUGUGACCAGCUCGUAAAUCUUGAUACUUUCGUGCCUUUAUUUGAUACUAAAUCUACUCCUGCUGCGGGCAGCACUUUAGAUGAUCAUUCGUAUAUACAGUCAACAGGUUCUUUUGAUGAAAUUAAUGAAGCAUUUUUUAGUGGAAAAUUAAGAGCUUUAGACUUUACAAGACAUGUGGUAGAUCUGCAAGCAUUGUUCAACAACAUGAAAUGCGUGGAUUGCGCAAAUGUGUCAUUGAAGUUCAAGGAUGCUGUGGGAGUUUUACCAGCUGGUAUUUGUGAGCACUUGGUGAUAAGGUGCUACAACUGUCUUCGGUUUGUACAAGUUGCCAUGGGAAAAACACAUUCAUCACCACAUGGUCAACAGAUAUUUGAUGUAAACACCAAAUUAGCAACUGGCAUGUACCAUAGUGGAAUUGGUCCAGUCCAACUUAACAACCUUUUCACAUCAAUGAACUUGCCAAGCAUCAGUGAGAGCCUGAUAAGAAGAAGAUGUGAUGAAGUAGGGCAUGUGCUGGAAGACUUGGCCGAGGAAUCUACCAGUAAAGCUCUAUGUGAAGAGGGGCAUUUAUCAGCCACAAACAGUAUUAAGUCCACUGGAAUAACAGCUUCUGCAGAUGGUGCUUACCAGAGAAGAGGAUCAGGAAGAUGUUACAAUAGUCUGUCAGGCACUGCAACUCUAAUUGGUAAAAGGACUGGCAAAAUUGUGGGUUUCUCUGCUAGAUACAAAAGAUGCAGAAAAUGUGAUGUGGCGAAGGCGAAGCACAGAACCCCCAACAAGCAUGCAUGUAAGAAAAAUUGGACUGGCACCGCGAAAUCUUUGGAACCUGACAUGAUUGUAGAAAUACUUAAGGAAGUCAAAGACAAGAAUAAUCCUGUUGUUACACUGAUUGGAGAUGACGAUUGCACAGCUUUCAACAGAGCAAGGUGUGAAGUUAGUUCUUGCAUUGAAAAGUUAAGUGACAAAAAUCAUGUGAAAAAGAAUAUUUCCAACAAACUCUAUAAAUUAAAAUCAAAACACAAAGAGCUUUCUGUUAAAACGAUUACGGCCAUAAUGAAGAGUUUCAGCUACAUGCUAGCACAGUGCAAGGAAGACACGGACAAAAUAGAAAAAUCUAUAGACUCUGUUGUUCUUCACCAGUUUGGUGACCAUGUAAAAUGUGGCGAAUGGUGUAACAUGAAGGAAAACCCAACUGCUAGACACAAGAAUCUUCCAUGGGGAGCAGAUCUACAGAAUGAAAAACUGAAAACUGAUUUAUUGACUUUGUUCAGAGAUCUUGAUCCCAGCAAGCUAAGCAGACUAGACUCUAGCAACUGCAAUGAAAGCUUUAACAAUACAUUAAGAUCUAAGGCUCCAAAAGACAAGCACUACAGUGAGAGUGGAAGCUUGGCAUAUAGACUUUCUGCAGCUGUUUGCCAAAAGAAUGAAGGCUAUAGCUAUGUAGCAAAGGUUCAUGAGAAGCUUGGACUUAGUCCUGGGACAGCAACAACCUCGCUAGCCUCCAUCAGAGACAGAGAUGUUCAUAGCAAAAGAGAAGUUUCAAAAACAAAAGAAUUCAAGUUGCAACGUCAAAAACUAAAGAGUGAAAGGAGUGGAGAAACUAGGAGCCAAGAAGUCAGAGAGGGUGACAGCUACUCAUCAAACCUUUUAGGAGACACACCUGACCCAGAUAUGGAAGUAAUUCCUGGACCAUCAGAUGUUUGUAACGCCAAAACAAUUGUAUACUAUGAUCUGGAGACAACAGGAUUGAGUAGAGAAAGCUCUAUUAUUCAAAUUUCGGCAGUCUGUGAAGACCAAAAAUUCAACAAAUAUGUCACACCAAGCCAGGACAUUUCAGAAGAGGCCAGUAGAGUGACUGGAAUGAAGUUUGAUGCCUCAAACAAUGAGCUGCUCCAUAACAAUGUAGCUGUGUCACACAAUCAUCCACUACAAGUUCUUUUGGACUUUAUUCAGUUUGUUAUGUUACUAGGGAAAAGCUGUGUAUUAGUGGCACACAAUAACAAAUGUUUUGAUUCUAUUGUACUGUAUAAUCAGCUGAAAUAUUAUAAAAUAUGGAACCACUUUUGUAAAUAUGUAGUGGGGUUUUGUGAUACCUUGCCUUUUUUUAAAGUUGUGUAUCCUGGUUUUGAUUGUUAUAAGCAAGAAUAUCUUGCUCAAAAAGUGUUGAAUGAGUCUUAUUCAGCUCAUAAUUCAUUAGCUGAUUCUGAAAUGCUUCAGACCCUUGUGAAAAGUAGUGGGAAAGUUGAUGUUUUACUCGCUGAUUUUUUUUAUAGUACAGUUCAAGUGACUAGUCAUGGUGUUCAACCAUCUGUAGAAUCCAUAGAGUAUUUACAGAAGCAAAAUGUCAUUUCAAAAGCAACUUUGAAAAAGAUCAAAUGUUCGUCACUAUCAUACAACCAUUUGAAACUUGCAUUUGAAAGAAAAGGUUUUGAUGGUGUGUUUUUCUUGUUUAGUGAAAAGACAAGUGAUGGUAAAGCUAGAGUAAGCAGCAAUUAUAAAGUUGCAAAGAAGGUUGCUGAAUUUUUUUCAAGUUUGCAAUAAAUAUAUAUCAUCAUGUUGUAUUUGUUAAAACAUUUUGUGUUAUUACAUUUUAUGGAUAUCAAUCUUGUAAUAUGUCUGCAUGUGUAUUACAUUAAUUAAACUGUUGUCACUGUUAUAUCAUCUCAAUUCUGCCUUACUAACAUGUUGUGUUUCAAUGCAAUCCAACCACACUAUAAAUAAAAAUUUUCAAAUGAUUC